This is a messenger RNA of Guyanagaster necrorhizus, 1212 nucleotides long. RefSeq names its product thiolase. Bases 1 to 1212 code for a protein of 403 amino acids. Gene Ontology annotation, cellular component: peroxisome. Gene Ontology annotation, biological process: fatty acid beta-oxidation; phenylacetate catabolic process. The record is from RefSeq and is a predicted model, not a curated record. Gene Ontology annotation, molecular function: acetyl-CoA C-acyltransferase activity. Lineage: Eukaryota; Fungi; Basidiomycota; Agaricomycetes; Agaricales; Physalacriaceae. The transcript is spliced from 5 exons.
AUGCCUUCCAAAGCCAGAACUGCUGUCCUCCAAAAAAAUGCCGACGACGUUGUCAUCGUCAGUGCACUGCGGUCUGCGAUUACCAAGGCGAGGAAAGGCGGUUUCAAGGAUACGCGCCCCGAAGAGAUCCUCUCGGGCGUCCUCAAAGCCGUGUAUACCCGCGUCAACCUCGACCCCAAGCUCAUCGACGACAUCGCGGUGGGAAAUGUGCUGCCCCCCAUGGGAGGAGCCAACCCGGCGCGGAUGGCCGCUCUCUAUGCCGGGAUUCCCUUCACAACGAGUAUCAAUACCGUAAACCGACAGUGCUCCUCUGGCCUGACCGCCGUAAACCAGAUCGCGAAUGAAAUCAAGACGGGGCAAAUUGAUAUUGGGAUCGGUGCUGGCGUCGAGUCCAUGACGUUUGGAUAUGGGCCCUCUGCGAUGACCGAGUACUCUGAACUCGUUCUGUCCAACCAGGAAGCGGCGGAUUGUACGAUUCCCAUGGGUAUUACCUCCGAGAACGUUGCCUCGGACUUUGGGAUCACUCGGCAAGCCCAGGAUGCGUUUUCAGCCGAGUCGUUCAGGCGAGCUGCUGCUGCCAGCAAGGCGGGCAAGUUCAGGGCGGAGAUCGUGCCUAUAAAAGUGAAGAUUGUGGACCCCAAGACGGAGCAGGAGCAUGAGAUUGUCGUGGAAGAUGAUGAUGGGAUUCGGGACGGGGUUACUGCGGAGAGCCUGGCCAAGCUCAAGCCUGCGUUUGCGAAGAAUGGGACGACGCAUGCUGGGAACGCAUCGCAGGUGUCUGAUGGUGCUGCUGCGGUUCUUCUUACCCGACGUUCUGUGGCUCAACGCCUCGGACUUCCUAUCAUUGGAAAGUUCGUAGAUGCGGCUGUUACUGGUGUACCUCCCCGUAUUAUGGGUGUCGGACCGGCAUAUGCCAUCCCCAAGGUGCUAGCAAAGACGGGGUUGACGAAGGAGGACAUUGAUUUCUUUGAGAUCAACGAGGCGUUUGCGAGCCAGGCUGUGUAUAGCGUGCAGACGCUGGGAAUUCCGUUUGAGAAGGUGAACAAACAUGGAGGAGCCAUUGCGUUUGGUCAUCCGCUUGGUUGCACUGGAGCGCGGCAAGUUGCAACGGGAUUGAAUAUGGCCAAGCAGUACGACGAAAAAAUCUUCAUCACCAGUAUGUGUAUCGGAUCUGGUAUGGGCAUGGCUGGUGUGUUUGUGAACGAGCAGUGA